This is a messenger RNA of Adineta steineri, 645 nucleotides long. The record is from the annotation of a GenBank genome assembly. Lineage: Eukaryota; Metazoa; Rotifera; Eurotatoria; Adinetida; Adinetidae.
AUGAAUACAAUCAAUAUCUACUGCUGCAUCAUUUUCAUUCUUUUCAGUAUAACAGUUCAAAACAAAUCUCAAAUAUGUAAGAACACACCUCAAUAUGGUGAAUGUUCAACAAACAGUGCAUGUGGAUUCUUUCAUAUAAUAGGUGCUAAUAAUAAUACAGGCAUUUGUGGUUUUCGCUGGCCAACAUGUUCCCGUCUUGUACUGUGUAAUUCAUCAGACUAUUCAUGUUCUCAACCUAAUACGACGUGUGUUCAACAUCCACAAUGUAAUAAUCUUCCUGUUUGCUAUCCAGUUACAAUGACUGAUCAAAGAAUCUGUCCACCAAUGAAAAACAAGACCAAUCUUAAAUGGAAACAAAAUGCUAUCACUGUGGCUGGUGGAAAUGGAGAAGGACCAAAAUUAGAUCAACUCAGUAGCCCUGAUGGAAUCUUUAUUGAUAAAAAGAAAAAUAUUUUCAUUGCUGAUCACGGCAAUCAUCGUAUUGUUGAAUGGAAAUACAAUGCAAAAGAAGGACAAAUCAUUGCAGGUGGAAAUGGCAAUGGAAAUCAAAUGGAUCAAUUGUAUUAUCCAAUAGAUGUGAUUGUUGACCAACAAAAUCAUUCAAUCAUCAUUGCUGAUCCUGGGAAUAGACGUGUGAUUCAAUAG